AUGGACGAAACAGGACUGUUCUGGAAAAGAAUGCCUUCCAGAACAUUUAUUUUUAAGGAUGAAACCAAGGUCCGUGGCUUCAAGGCUUAUAAGGAUCGAGUCGCUCUCGUUAUUUGUGGAAAUGCUGAGGGAUUUUUGCUCAAGCCGGCCCUUAUCUACAAGGCCAAGAAUCCUAGAGCCCUAAAAAACAAGAAUAAGAACCUGCUACCAGUGCAUUGGAUGCACAGCAACAAAGGGUUCUUAAAGAUCUUUUUAACAAUCCAUAAUUCGAGCCGCUGCUUCCGAGAGCCUCGCCUGCCUGCCCGAGCCCGCUGCCAGGAUCCGAACUGGGGAGGAGGCAAGAAGUGUGGGGUGUGCCAGAAGACGGUCUACUUUGCCGAAGAGGUUCAGUGCGAAGGCAGUAGCUUCCAUAAAUCCUGCUUCCUGUGCAUGGUCUGCAAGAAAAACCUGGACAGUACCACCGUGGCUGUGCACGGCAAGUCCUGCUACGGCAAGAAGUAUGGGCCCAAAGGCUACGGCUACGGCCAGGGCGCAGGCACGCUGAGCACUGACAAGGAGUCGCUGGGCAUUAAGCAUGAGGAGGCCCCUGGCCACAGGCCCACCAGCAACCCCAACGCGUCCAAGUUUCCCCAGAAAAUUGGUGGUUCGGAGUGCUGUCCCCGCUGCAGUCAGGCUGUCUGUGCUGCGGAGGUGAUUGGCACCGGGAAGUCCUGGCACAAGUCCUGUUUCCGGAGUGGCAAGAGCCUUGAGUUAACCACUGGCGAGAUUUACUGCAAAGGAUGCUAUGCUAAAAACUUCGGGCCCAAGGGCUUUGGCUUUGGACAAUCCUUGGUCCACUCUGAGUGA
Molecule: messenger RNA, 846 nt
Organism: Echinops telfairi (small Madagascar hedgehog)
Lineage: Eukaryota; Metazoa; Chordata; Mammalia; Afrosoricida; Tenrecidae
Product: cysteine and glycine-rich protein 1-like
Biological process (GO): muscle tissue development; sarcomere organization
Cellular component (GO): cytoplasm; Z disc; nucleus
Molecular function (GO): structural constituent of muscle; nucleic acid binding; actinin binding
Source: RefSeq, a predicted model, not a curated record